Molecule: messenger RNA, 2456 nt
Organism: Aegilops tauschii subsp. strangulata
Lineage: Eukaryota; Viridiplantae; Streptophyta; Magnoliopsida; Poales; Poaceae
Product: histone deacetylase 5
Biological process (GO): epigenetic regulation of gene expression
Cellular component (GO): histone deacetylase complex; cytoplasm
Molecular function (GO): histone deacetylase activity
Source: RefSeq, a predicted model, not a curated record
CCAACCUGAGGGGCAACCAACCAGUCCAGUCCAGUCGUCUCCCCCAUCGGGACGCUCCACCCCAAUUUUCGACCCCCCUUUGUCCCCCGGUCUCUCCGCCGCCUGGGCGAGGCGAUCGCCGGCGCAGGAUGGCGGCGGCUGGUGCAGCGACGCCGGUGGGCGCGGCGCCCAGGGUGGGGCUGCUGUACGACGACAGGAUGUGCGCGCACGCGACGCCUGACGGGGAGAAGCACCCGGAGAACCCCGAGCGGCUGCGCGCCAUCCGGCGCAAGCUCGACGCCGAGGGCGUCGCGUCCAGGUGUGUGGACAUGAAGGCAAAGGAGGCCAAAGAAAAAUAUAUAGCCUCUGUUCAUACCCCAAAUCAUAUAAAACUUAUAAGGGAUAUCAGCUCGAAGGAGUAUGAUUACCGUCGAAACAAGACUGCUAGGAAAUUCAAUUCCAUUUACUUCAAUGAGGGCUCCUCAGAGUCUGCUUUCCUUGCAGCUGGUUCUGUCAUCGAGGUUGCUGAGAAGGUUGCGGCAGGUGAGUUGAGUUCUGCUAUCGCUCUUGUCAGACCUCCAGGCCACCAUGCUGAACAUAAUGAGCCAAUGGGAUUUUGUCUCUUCAACAACGUGGCUAUUGCAGCAAAUUAUCUCUUAAAUGAGAGGCCUGACCUAGGUAUCAACAAGAUAUUAAUCGUCGAUUGGGAUGUUCAUCAUGGAAAUGGCACACAGAAGAUGUUUUAUAGUGACCCUCGUGUAUUGUUCUUUUCAGUGCACAGAUUUGAUUACGGAAGCUUCUACCCUUGUGAAGGGGAUGCAUCUCACUGUUUCAUUGGGGAAGGAGCUGGUGAAGGGUACAACAUUAAUGUGCCCUGGGAGCAUGGUAAAUGUAGUGAUGCAGAUUAUGUUGCUGCAUGGGACCAUGUACUGCUUCCUAUUGCAGAAGCAUUUGAUCCUGAUAUAAUAUUACUGUCUGCUGGGUUUGACGCAGCAAUGGGUGAUCCUCUUGGUGGUUGCUGCAUCACUCCAGAUGGAUAUGCACUGCUACUAACAAAGCUGUUAGGUUUUGCAAAAGGAAGGAUUGUGAUGGCUCUUGAAGGAGGUUAUAACCUUAAGUCCAUAGCAAACUCACUUUGUGCUUGCACAAAAGUUUUGUUGGGAGAUAACUUCACAUAUAACUCUCCACGGAUGCAACCAUUUGAAUCUACAUGGAGAGUCAUACAAAUGGUAAUGGUACGCGAUGAAUUAAAGGCAUACUGGCCUGUUUUGAGCAGCAAGCUUCCGGAUAAUGUACCUUUGAGGAGUGCACCGUCAUAUAUCGAGCCAUACGCAUCCUCUGGUUCUGAGUCUGAUGUUGAAGAUGUUAGUGAGCUUCCUGAUGCUAUUUCAUCUGUCAAUGUUACUCAAGUUGUUGAUGAUGUUUUAAGUAAACACAUCACAAUGUUGAAACUUGACGAAGAUAACCUUGCGACGAAGAACACCUCAAGUGAUUCAGUUCAAGCACAAGACGACGGACCUGUUGUGGCGUCUACAAGAAUAUAUGAUCUACCAUUUACUUGGAGAUCAGCAUUGUCAAAAGUUUAUGUUUGGUAUGCCAGCUUUGGUUCAAACAUGUGGAAACCAAGGUUCUUGUGCUACAUUGAAGGGGGGAAGGUUGAUGGUAUGAGUAUAUCAUGCUUUGGUUCACAUGACACAAGCCCACCAAGAGGUACCAUGUGGAAGACUGUGCCUCAUAGAUUGUUUUUUGGGAGAUCUUCUACCCCUUGCUGGGGUACCGGUGGUGUUGCUUUCCUCAACCCUGAGAUAAACUACAAUGAUGAGUCAUAUGUCUGCAUGUACAAAAUAACGCUUGAGCAGUUCAAUGAUGUAUUGUUUCAAGAGAACAGGUUAGUGAAGGAUAACAGCGAAGAUGGAAAACUUGAGUCUCCCAGCUCUCCUUUGAUUGGCUUGUCCGAAAUAGAGUCUGUCUCUUCAAACAAAGCUCUUCAUCUUGAACCUAUCAAGGAUAGCUGGUACUCCAAUGUACUUCACCUUGGAGAGGAGGACGGCCUUCCAAUCUUAACUAUGACAUGCCCCUCAACUGCUGUUGCGCAGCACAAAUCCGGCGAGCUGCCAUUAGCUCCUCCAUCUGAGACCUACUCCGCCACUCUGAUCAAGGGACUCGUGGAAGGGAAGCAGCUGGACGCCAACGAGGCUGCCAACUACAUCUCCUCUGCUGCCGCAAGAAGCCUGUGAACUUGUGGAGGCUGCUUCGCCGUGUGUUGUGUACAGCCAGUGGGAAGGAAGGAAUUAAGGGAUUGUGCGUAGUAGGCAUGUAAAAAUGUAGUUUGAUUCGGAACCAGGGGAGCCGUAGAGGCCUCAUUUUGUGCCACCAUUGGAUCUGACUAUGUUCAUCAGUAGGAUCGUUUGGAGUUUGCACUGGUUUGACGACUAUUCUCAUCAGAAUAUUAAAUGUAUGAACUAGUUUGAGUAGCA